AGGAACAAACAAACCUGCAUGAGGUUUGCCCAACGACAAAUUCUUGGUGACCAGUAAUGACAGAGACACAAGGCAAGAGCUUUAUCGUAUAAAAUUUUCUAGAAGAUUGUAAGUGAAAACUCCGAUUGGCCGACAACGUUGACGUCCUUCAAACCCAAAUGUAUAAGAAUUAAAUAUAAUAUAAUUACAUGUCAUUUUCGAUCGACUCCACUUUCCAAUGGGUACAAAACCAUCUAAAUCCAAGUAUCACUUGAAGUCGACUGAAAAUUCUAAAGUUACUCCUAGAGAGAACAGGGUUGACAGCCUUAAAUAUUCCUCCACCAGUCUGCCGUUGUCGCCGACUUCAGACUACAAUAGGAAUGGUUCCGCAAUUUCUAGAAAAUCCUUGGACUUCGAAUUCGAUGACACUGACGUUGGCAUAGUAAUACCCCGAAAGCUUUCAAGUACCGGACUUAUAGACGUUCCGGCAGAUAAAUAUUAUCAGACUCGCUCUGUCUCUUUGCCAACCGAACAAAAAUCAGGGCCUGGCACUGUUGAUGUAAAUUCACCCUUCGAUGCUCUAGGGAGUCCAGAGUCGCCAGAACGAACUACGUCUGUGGGAAGUAAUGCAUCAAAAAAAAUUGUUCUUCCUGUACUUUCCAGUCGUGACAUCAAUAGAUUCAAGAACAAAAAAGCGGUCGAUGAAGUGGUUCCCUAUUUUUUGCGUAAAAUACUCGAAUGGGGGUGCCCCGAUAAAUUACCAGAAGAGACUUAUCUCCAAUACGUAGAAAGACGGAAAUUAAGCAUACGUUCAUUCCCGAACUGGCAACUGAAAACACUGAGUGUGGAGAAAACUCCUGAGGACUUCGAUGUAUGUGUAUUGUAUUCGUUAAUCAAAGUGGCUUGUCAUCAUCUCGCUCCUCCUAAAGAUUUAGUGUGGAAGGAAGAAAGAGAAGAUAAACUAGAAUGUCAGUUGACGGCGUUAAAAGAAAUCCGAAACGAAGUAUCACAUAAUUUAAAAACUGGUGCAACGUGUCCAACACUAACUGAUCAAAUUGAAACUCUUAUUGAGAAAGCCAUCAUAUUGGCUGGCCAAGUUUAUUCGUUAUCCGAAGAUCAGAUCGAGAAUGAAAAAUCAACUUUAGUUGCAAAAAUGAAAACUGUGAGGGAAACUCUAAUGACUAGUAAGGAAAAGAACUUAAUCCUUCUGAAAAAUCAACUUCAGGCAGAAUGCAGACGUUCUAUUGAUAAACUUUGCGGAAUGUUCUGCACCAAUGAGAACUUGUACCUCUGCGAUUAUCAAGUACCUUUACGAAGUGUAUUCUUUCCUGUUCAACUAUCAGUCAAAGGACCAGAAUUCACGGUCCACCCGAAAAUUGUCGACCCAUGGAAAUUGCUGGAAAAAGAACCCGACAUCGAUCCCUUGAACAAGAUAAUAGUCCUGGAAGGAGAGGCUGGCACCGGAAAAACGACUCUCCUCAAAAUGCUCAUUCACGACUUCUUGAAUGAAUCCUCACAGAAGUUCGAUAUGCUGAAUGAGUUUGAUUGCGUGUACUACCACAGUAGCAGGGAAAAUUAUAUUUACACCCACUAUGAAUUCAUUCGAUCAGCGUAUCCUGAUCUUUGUUCUCAGUUCAGAGUAGAAGACGUGUUCAAUGCCAUUCUCUCUAGCAACAACUUAUUCAUAUUCGAUGGACUCGACGAACUGAGUGACAAAUGCAUACAUAUUGUACAAGAUCUGCUGCUGAGAACCGCUAAGGAGAAUAGCACUUUCUUAUUUGCGAUGCGCCCCUCCUUCACUCAACACGUCUACCGAAGAGCGAACAUCCUUGGUUUCAGCUACAGAACCUUCUCGAUGGAAAGAAUUCAGCAUGAAGAGGAGCAGGUGCAAUUUCUAACAUUGUACGAAAAUGCACUUAGUGAAAAGAAUCCGAAAAUGAAGGGAUUGACAAAUGCAUUCAAAAAAACAGACCGGAGCUUGAGAACUUUUUUCAAUCGUCCCACAAAUUUGGUUCUUUUCUGCAGCCUCUUCGAUCAGUCAACUACUGAAUCAAUCUGCAAAUGGUCUCAAGAAUAUGACGUCUACAACGAAGUUCUCAAACUUUACAAAGAAAUGUUGGAUGUUCGCUUCUGUGGGAAAAGAAUUGCAAACUUGGAUGUUCUAAUUGACGCCUUGAUAAACGAAACUUGCAUUUUGUCACUCAAAUGCGUUCAUAAGAAUACCUUGUUUCUAACUGCAGAAGACUGCUUGAACUUUAAGAGAUCUUUUUCUGAAAAAUUUCCAGGAAACCCACUCCCAAUCGAAGACGUACUGUCGACAAUCUUCUUGUACAACGGAUCCUACAUUUCGGGACCAAAAGCGUUCCACAAUUACACGUAUCAGUUUCCGGAAAGAAACCUGCAAGAAUUCAUGGCAUCGAGAGCCUUACUUCGUCUGCUUGAAACCAACAAAUCUGUGAGGAAUAUUCUAGAGGAAACUAGCGGAGAGCCGGUGCAGGGUUCAGACAUCCACAAGUUUGGGAACGUGUUUGCCUACGCAAUCGUUGAUCUUGUUAACCAGAGGAAAGAAAACAUCUUGAAGAAAAAAAUCAGGGAUUUAGCUCUUGUUUUGGAGGAAGCGGGACAAGAUGAGUUGGAGUUCUGGAGUAAAGUCUUAUCUAAGUGUAACUACCAUAAAAAUAUCGUAGUUCAAGCCUCAAAAGUUGUUGAAAUUGGUGAAUGGAGAAUCACCAAACGAACUCUGGAGGCUGCUAUUCACAUGCUCCCCAUUAAACACCCGCGACAAAUCAACGUUCAAUUUCGUGAGGGAGAAAGAACUCCAAAAUUGCUGAAGAAGUUUUUAGCUACGAUUCGGGACUCUAAGUACAGCGGGGGCUUGACGCUGGAUCUCUGGAGGUCCUACAGCACCAUGACGCCCAUCGAUGACCUCCUCGAGAACUUGCGCGGAAGCCAAUGCUACAUAAGGCGGUUGAUCGGAUGCGUGUCGCUGAGCGGAGGUGCCUGCAUUGCCCCUCUGCUCACAAGACGAUGCACCCUCGUGGUGGCCCUGGUGCCCCCUCUCCUGCAUGAUCUUCACCUCCUACCUGCUCACAAACUCGCCAUUCUUGAGGUCUCCAUCAAGUGGCCAGGCAGUGAUUCAGAACCUGACGCGCCUCCCCACCCGCUGCCAGACGUAGAGCUCGGCCUUGGAGUUAGAGACUUACCCGCUGGGGCAGCACCGUGGCUACUCAACACUUUGGUGGCUCUCGCUCCUCCCACUUGCGGACUGGACGAAAUUUUUCUACUCCGCUGCGGCCUGUCCGACCAGGAGCUUCAGUUCCUAAGCGACGAGUUCCCCCACGAAAACAGAGCGAACGUCUGCUGUCAGCAGGGCAUCCGCGUACCCUGCAGAUGGACGGUAGAGACGCUGCACCAAGAUGACACUCGCGAUAUACACCUGAGGCUGGGACUCUGAUGAAGCAACAUUCAAAUCGUGAUGUUCAGUGAUGUCGUGCAACAUUCGAAUCGUGUGGAUUUUUCGAUGAAACCGCAAAGUGUGCUUAUUUUCAUUAAUGUUCCCAUGGUUCAGUUUUAUUUUAAGUUUGGAAAGUCUUGUAAGGUCUUGCAGAUGGUUUCUAUGGAGGCACUAAAUAAUUUGAGUGUACAGAUUAUUAUCAUUAAUUGUU
Molecule: messenger RNA, 3644 nt
Organism: Hyalella azteca
Lineage: Eukaryota; Metazoa; Arthropoda; Malacostraca; Amphipoda; Hyalellidae
Exons: 6
Coding region: 218-3433 (1071 amino acids)
Source: RefSeq, a predicted model, not a curated record